This is a messenger RNA of Penicillium coprophilum, 1059 nucleotides long. Its product is annotated as alpha/beta hydrolase. Bases 1 to 1059 code for a protein of 352 amino acids. NCBI's taxonomy places the organism in Eukaryota, Fungi, Ascomycota, Eurotiomycetes, Eurotiales, Aspergillaceae. Gene Ontology annotation, molecular function: hydrolase activity. The record is from RefSeq and is a predicted model, not a curated record. The transcript has 2 exons.
AUGUGUGACUUUUCAAAAUACGGCGUUCCCAGCCAGGAGUGGCUACGUGUGGAAGCCACGUUGCCAGUCGUGAAAGAACAGAGUUUGUCAGAGCUGAAGCUAGCCGCCAACGAAGGCAGGGAGUCUGUGGCGCGACAGGCGAUGGCAGAGUUUUCGAACCAAGUCUCUACGCGUGAUCACUUGAUUUCUGGCCGGGAUGGGUACAAAUUAGAGGCAAGAAGCUAUCGUCCAAUCUCGAUAUCUCCCACCGAGGUCCUGCCCAUUUACAUCCAUUUUCAUGGGGGUGGUUUUUUGUUCGGUACCUUGAGCUCAGAAGAUGCGAUAUGCUCAAGGCUGGCUAUCAACACACAAGCUGUUGUUGUCAAUGUCAACUACCGCCAUACCCCUGAAUAUACGUAUCCAACCGCCUGGAACGAUGCCGAAGACGCGUUUCUAUGGGUCUGUCAGAACACUGCUCAAUUGUACGGUGAUCCAGACAGAAUCGUCAUUGGUGGAAUAUCGGCUGGUGCGUGGCUUACCGCUUCUUUGACACGGGCAGCAUCGAGCUCGAAACUUGCAGUCUCGCCGACGCCCACCAUUUGUGGCCAGGUGCUAAUGAUCCCUGCUUUGGUGUAUACUGAAUGUUAUGACUCUCAAAUGCGUCAAAUAAAAGACCCUGUUGUCUCAUCCUAUUCCCAGAAUAAAAACGCACCGAUCCUGGAUAUGCGCAGGAAGCAGUUGUUUAACAGUCUCUUAAAAGUGGAACAUCCAGAUCCGACUGACCAACGGCUAAAUCCUGGGCUUUUAUCUGCUGAUGAUGCGAAGAACCUGCCACCAACAACUCUUGGAAUUGCGGGCUAUGAUCCUCUCAGAGACGAAGGGCUGCUAUACGGGAAACUCUUGACCGAGAACGGUGUACCCACCAAUGUCAAUGUCUUUAAGGGUGUACCACAUGGCUUCCGACGCUUCGGUGAGAGAUUGUCAGUUUGCAAGCAAUGGGAUCGAGUCAUGGAAGAUGGAAUUCGAUGGGCUUUGGAGAAACCUUCUGCCUCCGGAAAGUUUAUCGUUCAAGAAUAUUAA